Messenger RNA from Esox lucius (northern pike), 11364 nucleotides. It is a transcript of the gene cicb, whose product is annotated as capicua transcriptional repressor b. The coding region runs from base 391 to 8388 and encodes 2665 amino acids. Gene Ontology annotation, biological process: regulation of transcription by RNA polymerase II. Gene Ontology annotation, molecular function: RNA polymerase II transcription regulatory region sequence-specific DNA binding; DNA-binding transcription factor activity, RNA polymerase II-specific. The record is from RefSeq and is a predicted model, not a curated record. Gene Ontology annotation, cellular component: nucleus. The transcript is spliced from 21 exons. NCBI's taxonomy places the organism in Eukaryota, Metazoa, Chordata, Actinopteri, Esociformes, Esocidae.
UUUUGUGACUAGUGGAAAAGGGACUCAGAUAGUUUUUUAUCCCUGUUUGAGUUGCUGUGGAAAAAAGACAUGUUUUACGGAGGGAAAUUAAAGUACGAAACCGGACCACACAUUAGCUAUGGACAGUCGAGGGAUGUAAACCCACCACCUUGCACGCUUCUUCAUCUGCAAAAUAGGAUCGUAAAUAUUUCUAUUGCCAACUGAAUCUUUCGGUUUGGAGAAGGAACAAGGACAAAGAGGGAAGAAGGGGCCGUGAACGAGAGCAGUCGUCGAAAAGGGGGCCACAAAAACAAAGAAGAAAUCUGGUAGAGAUAAGAGAAUAGAAAGAAAAGACAAAAACCUGACCACUCACAGAGUAUAAAGGCAUAAAGAAAGAAACAAGGUAAAAGCAUGAAGCCACUAAAGAAGCAGGGGGGGCGUUCUCCCCACUCCACACGAGCCAAGAGGGGGAAGAAGAGAGGGGCGACAGAGACCCCACCCGAGAGGGACAACAGAAAUAAACUCAGGAAGGAGAACCAAGACGGACAGCCUCUGACCACGCCCCCCUCCCCCUUGCAACAGAAACAGUCCAUGCAUACCUCUGACAGCUGUCAGCAGGAGCCAAUCAGAGGAGGCGAGACCCUGAAGAAGGAGGGAUCUAGAGAGCAGGUGCCGCCAAAGCAACCUAAAGAUGGAGAGAAGCCAGAGGACAAUAGAGGGAGGCUUGACAGCACCCCCACCCCCCAGAAAACCCUUACCGUCCUCACCCCCAUUACCAGCCCCAGCCCUACCUCCCUGUCCAGCAGGAAAACAGCCACUUUCAAGGCCAGAGUCCCGAAGAAAAAGUACACUGCUGAACACUACGCUAACAGCAAUGCGCCCACUCUCACCUUCACCCCUGGCCUCGUGCACAACAGCCAUAGCAACGACAGCAGCAGCAGUUACAACCACAGCAGUAUCAGUAGUGUUAACAUGCUGAGCAGGACUAAUCCCAACGUGAAUGGCUUUAAAUGUGGUAUUAACAGCCUAAGUGAUGGCAGCCACACAUCAGCCCCCCGAGCAUCGACUGAGGAGAGGAUGGGAGCCGCUAACAGCCACGGCCUGGGGGAGCAGGGGAUGAUGGGGGAACCCGUACCGGCCAGCAAUUGUAGCGUGGCCCCCCGGGACAGGGAACAAGACUCCCAGAGUGGCGAGGCAGAGGCAGAGGGGGCACCCAACUCAGUACGCUCCGUAUCCACGGAUACAGCCAGCGAACACGACCUGGAAGUGAACUCUCAGCCCAGUACCAGCCCGGCUAGAGCCCCCCACCAUGGCUGCCACCCCCCUUACCCUGCUACUGAUUCCCAGGCCGAACUCCGGCCCAGCCAGGCCCACAGGGAGUCCAGGCGGUUCGGGGCCGAUGCCCUGGCCAAGGGCCUGAAGAACCAGAGAGUUCUAGCCCGAUGCAUGCAGAUAGCCAGACUGGAUGGGGAGGCGGGCGGAAGGGGCAGUGAGAGGGCUGGAGCCUUUUCUCCCGUAUUCAGAGCUGGGGUGGUCCGGGAGGUGAGUGGGGGCAGUGCAGAUAUCCAGCUACAGGGGGAGGAGGAGGUCCUCCGUUACCCAUUCCAGGGGGGCAGCACACCUCUGGAGGGAGAGGAGACCAGUGUGGAGUUCGUCCUGGACGCACCCCCUCCCGGUACCGCUCCCGUGGCCAUCGGGACACGCGUGUGUGUGCCUUUCGGGGGGGGACAAGACAGGGGUGAAGAACGGACACCACAGCUCUACAGGGAAGGAGUCGUGUCCCAGGUAGACCCCCAUCCUGCCGUGUCCUUCCCCUACAGGGUGCUGCUGUGUGAGGGGAGGGAGGACCAGGAUGGUGGGGCGGAGGAGGAGAAGAGGAGGAGGGUGCAGGCCCCGGCUGUAUGGGUGUCCAGACAGAGCCUGAGGCUGCUAACACCACCCUGGGAACUACCUCACCCGGGGGGGAGGGAGAGGGAGAGGGAGAGAGAGCGGGAGGAACGGGAGAGAAGGGAGGAGAUGGAGGUGGAGAGGGAGGUAUGCCAGCUGAGUAUUGGGAUGGCGAUGGGAGGGGGGGCAAGGUUAGGCCAUAGCUUCUCUCCAGCUGGGGGUAGUCACUAUGGAAACGUACCCCCCCACUCCUCUUCAACGUCUGUGAAAACCAGUGCCACUUCCAGCCCCGACAGAGAGAGACAAAGAUGGAGGGAACAAGAAAGACAGAAGCCCCACACACCCGAAGAGGACAUAGAGGUGUCCAGGUUGAAUAUGGGCUUGUCCAGUGGCUUCAAACCUAGGGGCAACACCCAGCAUCCACCCAUCCUCUCCAAACCCCUCACUGGGGGUCACAGCUACCCCUCCUCUCCCCACCUCCCCAUGGUCCGUGGCACAUCCCUGGGCCCUCACUUGUCCCCACUCACCUUACCAGGCCCUGAGGCCCCGGGCAUCACCCCCCCACCGCACCUAACCCCUUCUAAGAGCACCCCCGUACCCCUCGACAAGACCCCCUCCGAGACCCCCACCCCCGGAGGGGAUUCUGCCUCCUCCUCAGCCUCCUCUUCGCGCUCUCGUACCCCUCUGACGGCCGCCUUGCAGAAGUACAAGAAGGGGGACGUGGUGUGCACCCCCAACGGCAUCCGCAAGAAGUUCAAUGGGAAGCAGUGGAGACGCCUGUGUUCCAGAGAGGGCUGUAUGAAGGAGUCUCAAAGACGUGGCUACUGCUCACGACACCUCUCCAUGAGAACUAAGGAGAUGGAGGGUACAGGAGGGGGAGAGAGGGACAAGAGGGGAGGCGGAGGGGCGAGCAGUUCAGGGACCGUCACCCCUUCAGACCUGCGGGGGAGGGCAAGCAGUGAGUUUGACUGGGAUGAGACGUCCAGGGACAGCAGUGAGGCCAGCAGUAGAGGGGACUCGCGUCCUCGCCUGGCGCUGCCGUCCCUCCUCUCCCAUGACUUCUCCAGGUUUGACUUUGAUGAGUGCGAGGCCGCCACCAUGUUGGUCUCUUUGGGCAGCUCUCGCUCUGGGACCCCGUCCUUCUCCCCCAUCUCCAAUCAGUCCCCCUUCUCUCCCGCCCCCUCGCCCUCACCCUCCCCACUCUUUGGUUUCCGCCCUGCCAACUUCUCCCCGAUCACCGCCUCUCCUGUCCUCCCGCCCCCUCGCAGACACAGGCACCCUAGUGGGCCAGGGGGCAGGGUGGGCACCACGGGGGGGUCAGACAGGGGUCAUACCUCAGGGGUCCAGCCAUCCUUCCACAACAACCUGACCUUCACUGUCCCCAUGAGCCCCAACAAACGCAAAACGGACGCUCCUCUUCCCCCUCCUCCUCCCUCCCACCACGAAUACAACCCCAAACCUGAACCAGAACAGGGGGACCAGAACCCAUUCUGCAUCUCCCCUCAGACCCCAGGGCACGCCCACCCUCACACACCUACCUUCUCCCACCCCCGGGGGGGGAGCACACCCACCAGCCGGCCCCCCUCCUCCUCCGCCACCUCCUCCCCUCCCCUCUUGGUGUCCCCUACUCCCCCCUCCCCUCUUCCACCAGACUCAGGCCCGCGACGUGUCCACCCCGCGUCCCAGCAGACCCUGCGGGGCUCCCCGGUGAUCGUGCGGAACCCGGAGGUGCCCCUGGCCAAGUUCACCGAGCGCCCACUGGCCCGUGGGGAAGGUGGCGAUGCGACGCGUCCCAACAGUGUUACCCCGCAGCCAGCCUCCGCCCUCCAAGUCCCCGUGCCCAUCAACGCGGCUGCCGCAGUGGCGUCCAACGGCGGUGUCCUCCUCCGGAGCCCCGGCCCCGCCCCGGUGCCUGUGUCAUCCACCCCGCCAUGCCUGACCUCAGUCACCCCGGGUUAUCCCACUCUGGCCUGCAUCUCCAUCUCCACCACACCGCCCUGCUUGGGACCAGCCCUCCCCAGCCCAGGCAGCCCCGGGGGAGGAGGUCGGACUGAGAGGACGGGCUCGUUCGGAGGGGAGGUCCAACAGCCAGUGGCCUGUCACCCCUCUCCUACAGCCCUGCUGCCCCUCAUACUACCGGCUGAAAACCUGCACCCGGCACCGCGCAAAGACAUCAUCAUGGGCAGGCCUGGAACAGUCUGGACCAACGUGGAACCCCGGUCAGUUCCUGUGUUUCCAUGGCACUCAUUGGUUCCUUUCCUGGCACCCACCCAAUCAGAUGCCUCAACUCAGCCUGGUGAGGGCCAACAACCAAUCAAUCACCCUCAAGCUGCCAGCCUGAAGACAGAGUCUCAGGGGGCUACAGUGCUACAGGAGGCCAGCGAGGCCCCGGCCAGCCUGGAGCGAGGACCCGCAGCACGGCCCCUCCCCUCCACGGACGAUUUGGCCCCAGAGAGGGAGAGGACGACUGAAAGAGAGAGGCCAGACAGUGAAACCGAGAGUGACGUGGAUGACCCGUUCUUCCCCAGUCAUCCUGAGCCGCCCAUCUCAGUGACUCCUGUGAAGAGGCGUACUCAGUCCCUCAGCGCCCUGCCCAAAGAUGGGGACAAGAUCAGCCCUGGCAAAAGGGAAAAGGACCACAUUAGGCGGCCGAUGAACGCAUUCAUGAUCUUCAGUAAGCGUCACCGGGCGUUAGUUCACCAGAGGCACCCCAACCAGGACAACCGCACAGUUAGCAAAAUCCUGGGCGAGUGGUGGUAUGCUCUGGGACCAAAAGAGAAGCAGAAAUACCAUGACCUCGCCUUCCAGGUGAAAGAGGCACACUUUAAGGCCCACCCGGACUGGAAGUGGUGCAACAAAGACAGAAAGAAGUCCAGUUCUGAGGGCAGAGGGCUCCCAGGGCCGGGGGGCAAAGACAUUAGGGAGAGAAGCAUGUCUGAGACCACUGAGCCCCAUGGUGUAGAACUGAAAGGUUUGGGGCCUGGUCUGGUGGGUGUAUCUGAGAGAAAUCCAGGGGAGGGGCAUGUGGGCCAGCUGCCACGCCCCCGGGCUUUCUCUCAGAGUGCAAUGCACAGCCUGGAGAGAGGCGAAAGGGGUAACACCCAGGCCUUGGCCGAACUGGCACAGAUGUGUGGGGAUGGUGGUGGACAGUUUUCAGGGCGUGCCCAGACCUUGUCCCGGUCCCAGAGGGGGGUCAGUGAGGACAUGACAAGUGAUGAGGAACGCAUGGUCAUCUGUGAGGAGGAAGGUGACGAUGAUGUCAUUGAGGAUCCAUACCCUGCCAGCUCCAUUGACCUGAAGUGUAAGGAGAGAGUGACUGACAGUGACAGCGACAACGCAUCGGGAAACGAGAGCAGAAACGAGCGCGUUUUCGCUCCGGUGAUCUACUCUUCCUCCUCCCACCCCACUCCCCACGGACGUUCCAUCUCUCUCUCUUACCCCUCCAAACCCUACGACGAGGGGAGAGGCGGAGGAGGGCUGUCUGAGCGCAGCAGAAAGAGAGGAAUAGAAGGAGGAGGUGAUGAGGGAGGGGGAGGAGUGGCAGCCCUUUCCCUGUCCUCCUCCGGCCACUCCGUCAUCUCCAGCUCCAGUCCCGGAGGCUCAUCUCCCUCUGCCCCCCUUGGCCUGUCGCCUCUCCUUGGCUUGGGUGCUGUCAGAGUGGCCUCUACAGUGGUGACCAAUGUGGUUCGUCCAGUCGUGAGCACGCCAAUCCCCAUUGCUAGUAAACCCAGAGAUGGAGCAGCUUCAUCCAGUCCUCACCCUCCAGACAAGAAGUCCCUCCCACCGCAGCAAGCGCAGCUUCUGAUUGGCUCCGGAGCAGGAUGUCGAGGGGGUGGGUACUACUCAUCGUCCUCGCCCAAUCCCAUAGGUGCAGGGGCGGGGCCAGGAGGGCUAGUGACCAGCUUGGUAUUCCCGGGCCACGGCCAGCCCACCGUCCAGCUCAUCAGCCCGCCCCCCCAACCGUCCUCCCAUCACCCAAUGCCCCCCACCGCCCCUGUUUCGGUCCCAACACACAGCCACACCAACGGCCCCCUGCCCCUCUCCUUGCUUCAGCCCCAGUUCCUCUCCUCUUCUUUGGCACCCCCUGGGGGAAAAGCCAUCACACAAGUACAAUACAUCCUUCCCACCCUAUCAGCCAGCUCCAACCCAAAGAGCCCCUCCCCUCAGAUGCACAGCCAGCCAACCAGUAUCUUCAACCUGCCCACAGCUCCGCCCACCCACAUAUCCUUGUCCAAUGGGAAGCAGCCUGGGUCAGGCUCGCUAACAGGAUACACCUCGAACCCAGCAGUGGGGGUGGUCAACCCAGGAACCAGAGUGCAAACCCAGUCCCCAGUCCUACAGGGCAAGAUGCUGGUUCCCAUGUCAACAGUGAGGGCGGCAUCUGCCCCUGCCCAGCAGUUCCCUCUUGUUGCUCCAUCUCUUCCAGUUCAGAAUGGAGCUCAAGCCGGAAGCAAGAUCAUCCAGAUCGCUCCCAUGCCGAUCGUCCAAUCACAGCUACAGCAGGGGGGGGCAGUGCAUCCUGGGAGCCCUUUUCCCGUUACCAUGGGAACGGCCACAGUAGUGGCCCCCGGUUGUGCCCCUUCCCAGACUGUGCUGCUGCCGCCCCCGCCAACCAGGAUAACCUAUGUCCAGUCUACUCCGGGAGUCCCCUCCCCUCUGCCUCUGGUCUCCACAACAACAGGCCCCUCCUCACAGCAGGCCCAUGCCACCCCAGGAACUGCAUAUGUUCCAUCGCCCAUAGCAACACUAGGCUUCACAGCCAUAGCCCCUCCUGGACAGACCCUGGUCCAGCCCCUCAUCACAGGUCAACCUCCCCUCCUGGCCCAGUCUUCCACCCCCCCUUCUGCUUCAGCCUCUGCUUCUGGUGGCCAGUUAGUCACCGCCAUCUACCCCCCCACCAGUGUCACCGUGGCAACGGCACCCCCCAGCAUGGUGUACACAGUCUCCAGUCCCUCCAGUGUAUCCCCCCACAUCCUGCCCAGACACACCCCCGCUACCAGCGCAGCGCACACUCACGCACACGCUCAGACCCACGCGGACCGCCAGACAGACAGGCACAGCGGGGACAGGCCCGCAGACAGACUGUCCCAGGGUCAGUCGGAGAAGGCGACAGACAGGGAAGCAGAGAGGCAGGCUAUGCUGCCGGCGUACGGACAGACGGACAGGCCGAUGCUGGCGCCGGCAGACAGGCAGACGGAGAGGCAGGCCCAGGUGUCAAAUAAGAACAGCGGCUCGCUGGUGCCCCCGAGUGGCUCGUCGUCAAUGCGGCCCUGCAGCCCGCCUCUGUCCUCUCACACUUCCACAGGCAGUGCACCAGGCACUCCAAAACUCCCCCAAGUACCAGCGAGGACCCCUCAGAAAGUCAAAGCUACAGUGGCCAACAUCCCGGUGGGCAGCUACGAGGGAGGUGGCCGAGGAAAGGAGAGGGAGAAGGACAGAGAAAGGGAAAGGGAGAAAGACAGAGAGAGUGCUGGCACCAACACUAGUUUUUCCUUUGAGCUGGAGCGUAGCGGGGACUCUGGGUCUCCAUCUACACACAGUCACCUUUCUGAAGAGCUCCCCUCUGCUGAGGGACAUGUCCCCGGGGACAACACUGACACACGCUGCAGGGAAGCUGGCAAUAAGGAGGCUGGGUCGAAGGAUUCCAUCCCAUCCUCACCCCUACCCCCUCCCUCGGCGCCCCCUACCUCCAGUACAGACCCAGCCUUGCCACCCCCACAAAGCGACAAAGAUGUACCUCCUCCCAAAAAGGUGAAAGCCCGUCCCCCGCCACUCAAGAGGACCUUUGAUUCUGUUGACAAGGUGUUGUCUGAGGUUUAUUUUGAGGAGCGUUUUGCGGAGCUGCCAGAGUUCAGGCCAGAGGAGGUGUUGCCCUCCCCCACGUUGCAGAGCCUGGCAACCUCCCCCCGCGCAAUACUGGGCAGCUACCGGCGAAAGAGGAAGAACUCCACAGACCUGGACUCGUCCACAGAGGACCCUGUGUCACCUAAGAGGAAGGGCCGGCGGCGCUCCAGCUGCAGCUCGGAGCCCAACACGCCCAAGAGCGCUGCCAAGUGUGAGGGAGACAUCUUCACCUUUGACCGACCAGCCCCACCUCCAGCGUGCCCCCCUCCAGGGACAGGUGCUGACGGAGAGGACAUUCUGGGGGAACUGGAGUUUGACAAAGUACCUUACUCGUCUCUGAGACGCACCCUGGACCAGAGACGAGCCUUAGUCAUGCAGCUCUUCCAGGAGCAUGGCUUUUUUCCUUCAGCCCAGGCCACUGCAGCAUUCCAGGCCCGUUACUCUGACAUCUUCCCGACCAAGGUUUGUUUGCAGCUGAAGAUCAGAGAGGUCCGCCAGAAGAUCAUGCAGACUGCUGCCCCCUCCGAGACAAGUGAUGCCUCCUCCCUCCCCGGACCCUCCGGCACCCAAUCAGGCGAGGGAACUGGAGGAGGUGUGGAGCCAUUGGGGGAGGAGGCAGAGCAAGAGGGGGAGUGUAGUCCAGAGGAGCCGCGGGAUUCAAAGGAGUCUUCUAGAUGAGUGCCGCUGACCAAUAGGUGAUGGACCAGGUAGCCAAAACCCCACUUCCAUCACUUUUUUUUUUUUUUUUUUUUAUUGAAGCCACUCCCCUCCAUUUUUCCUUGGAGUUGGUCCUGUAUCUCUCUUUUUCCAGACUGCCUGGUCAGAUUGAGCAUGUGGAAUAGUCAUAGAAAGCAAGUGUCUGUGUUUACAAAAUGCAUCAGAGGAGGAAUUUUUCUGAACUCAAAAGGGGAUUUUUUUUGUGCAUCAUUCCCACCUCCAUAAAAAGGACAUUUAAAAUGCCAGUGACUGACACACACACACACAGCUGAUGAAUUCCCAACUCCAAUACCCACACUUGAAUUAGCAGCAGUAGUAUACUUAUUAUGAGGUUUCCAUGUAUGCCUGUGGACUAUGGACCAUACAGUAAUGACUCUCCACCUGUAACACAUUGCCUUGGACCAGGGCCUAUUAAGACAGAAAAAACGAUCACCUAGUUGCGGGACUGUUUUGAAGGCCACUUCCAUUUUUAAGUUGUAAACAUUCUUCUUUGCAAUUAGCUAAUCUCUUCUGAUAACCCAGUUUGAUCCCUCAGAAAGGAUCAGCCAAUGAAGUUAGAAAUCCCACUUAUUUGACUACUUUAAAAUGGUUGUAGCCCUGAAUCACAACAUCAACUCAAGGACAGGUUAUUUUACAGAUAUGAUUUUUUCAUUUCUGAAGGUCAUUUAGCUCACUAACAGAUUGUCAUUGUUCUUGUUGUUUUUAUAAUGGGAGUGCAUGGGAAACAAACGCAGUUAAUAGGCUGCUGAAGAGGGUCUGGAUUAAAUCAGGUUCCCAUUGCCUCAUCUGCUUGACAUUAGGGGGCUGGGCCCUCACUGGCUUGGGAUGAUACAAUUGGAUCCUGCCUGUUACCCUGGUGAUAGACCAGAAGAAUCCUUGUUUUAGUGGUUUAUUUUUCACCACUUUAUACUAUAAAAAUAGACCUUCAGUACAUGUGAGGGGGACUGGAGUUGAGGACCUCACCCACUCUUCUCAUGAUUGGCUCCAGAAGAUGCCAGUAAGAUGCGGGCAAGUGUUCCGCUCUUGUGAUUAGUUUGCAAUGAAGGAAGGAAGCUGUAAAAGAGUCGACACGCACAUCAUGGCUUUCCUUGGGACUGAAUUUGAUCACACUGUCACUUCAAUCAUAUUUUCUGGAUGUCUGGACUAGAUGGGAACCCAGAGGACAGCAGGCUGACUAGGCCUAUUCCUUCUGAUGCCAAGCAGUUUUAUUAUAUAAAAUUUUUUUUAAAGAUAACAAAUUGAUUUUUAAUUAAACUCAUGUAACUUUCCAGUUCAUUAUGUUCUUUAUUGUAUUAUACCUGUUACAACUAUUACUUCUGUCAUUGAUAUAGUGGACCUGAACCAUGCUGAAGGCUGGGGUGUCUUUCAGUAGAUUUGUAUUCAAAGUGGCUGCGGAUUUGUCUUUUCUCUGAUAUUUAAAGAAUAUGUAUGAACGUGUUGGAGAGGAUCAAAACAGCUGCAAACGACUGCUGACAGAGAUCUGCACGACACAAAUCGCAACUCAUUUUAAUUUGCUAAUUCAUUGAGUCAGUGGUCAUUUACAUUGUGGUUUUGAUCAUCUUGAACACCGCUUCUUCCACAGGUAAUGUAUCUAUUAACCACACCCUCUCUGUGUACAGUAGGCUAGUUGCCCUUAAUCAUUCCAACAGCCUUAUUGGCUGCUGACAUUCUCGCUACCUUCAAAUUUCUCACAUGCUGCUCUGAUAUUCUAAUGUAGGCCACAACUCUCGUCAGAUAAUGUAGCCUACAUAGCUGAUCUAAUAAUCAAUGAUUAAACAGCUGUAAUAAAAAUCCAUCUAGUUAUUUGAACUAGGACUUAGAAACGGCUUAAAAUCAUAAAGCACACAAAAUAAUGUAAUGUUUACUUGUGUCAACUGCAAAAAACAGCUCCCUUGCUGAGCAAAGAGAUUUUAAUGGAAAUGCCCAUUCAGGGAAGUGUGCCAUGCAAAACGAUUGAUUUGCCCAGAGGUUGAACUGAAAGCCAAACGUAAUGUCUUAAACUGCGGUGUAAAAGUACUUGACUGUGUUCGCCAGCUUAGGGAAGUUCCUAAUUAAGACCUAAAUGAAGGUCUCAGGAACUUCCUUCACCUGAUGGAUACAGCUCUGUAAAUCACAGGGAACUUUCCUGCCAAACAUCGGCUAUAAACGUUUAUUCUGGGAGGGCUUGAUCAAAUAGCAUUUAAUAGAGUUUUUAUUACAGUUGUUUUUAUUUUUGAUGGUCAGAAAUAUGAAGCAGAGGUGGGUUACAUUAUCAAGUUGAUCAAAGCAACAUGUGAGAAAUGUGAAGGGGGGGUGAAAUUCAACAGCACAGUCAAGAAAAGUUGGGGGGGGUGAGCUGCAACUUGUCUACUCCUUCUAGAGCAUAACGAAAUGAAAUACGCAGAAGGUUUUUGUAAGGGGCAAAGAAAAGACAACGCAACCUUUGCCUUUUCCUCACCCUUGUUUUUUGGGUCUUCCUUUUCAAUACCCACGUCUCACCCCAGUGAGGAACUGGGAUGACGUUUCUAUUCAUUUCAAAGAGGAAAACGACGUGCGAUAACAGUGCAACCUUAUUGAUUUAAGUAAUAAGUAUGUUUGUUUUUAACAGCCCUGUGUUCCCCUUUUCCACUCCCCUGCUACUAAGGGAGAUUAUAUAGCCUUACCACUUGUUUGUUUCUCCACGUCAUUUCUUUCCCUCCUUCCUCCCUUUGUCACUUUAUUGUUCUCUCCAGACCUUUCCAGUGGGAGGAGAGAAGCCCAGGGGGGUGGGGUGGAGGGGAGGUAGUACAGACCAGGGGAUAAUAUUGGUUGUGUUGUACAUAUUUCCUGUAGGGUCAGAAGACUUAUAUUGAUAAGGAACAAUGUUGUAUUGGACUUGUUGGAGUUUACUCUGAAAUGACGCCCUUACAGGUGUAACUGCAAACAUUGACAAAUGAAUAAUAAAUAUGAAUAUCAAUG